AUGUGUGAUCGUCAUUUAUUUAUUAUUAUAAUACCGAAUGAUUGGACAGUUAUUGUUAAUCAUGAUGAUAAUAAAUCGAAGAAACAUAGUUAUUCAAAUGAACUAAUGGAUGAUAAAACAUCUCAAAUCAAUCGUGUUACGUCUGAAAUCGUUGAAUCUAUACCAACAGUUUCAUCUUCUCUAUGUCAGCUUCUUCAACAUACUAUUCUUGAUAAAUAUGGUUUAAAUGAAUAUUCAACAUGGAUUCUUUCGGCUAAUCAAAAACAAUAUGAAGUAACAUUUAUUACGGAAAUUGGUACAUUUUGUGAAGAACUUCUUCAUGGCUUAUCUGACAUAGGCAUUGGUCGAUUACCGGGUAGUCGAGUAGCUGUUUUACCUCUUACAUAUACAAUUAAUUAUUCAAAAUUAACAUCAUGCCAAACUCCAACAUUAUGUAGAACAUUAGUAAAAUCAAAAGUUCCUAGAAUUGAUUCUAAAGUUGAAUUAUCUCAUGUACUUCCUCAUCGACAAUCCCAACGACGUACAUCUAUUCGAACAGAUUUUAUACAAAGUAUUAGAUCACGUCUAAUGGUUUUUCAAGUUGUUCAAGCUAUUCGUGCACAAUCGUCAAUAACAUUCGAUUUCGUUGUUCUUGUUAUAAUUGCUAGUAUAUUAGCUACUCUGGGUUUACUUGAAAAUAGUUCUGUUAUACUUGUUGCUUCUAUGCUUAUUUCACCAUUAAUGGGUCCUAUUUUAGCUAUUGUCUUUGGACUUUGUAUUCAUGAUCGUUCAUUAUGGCGAACAGGUCUUCGAUCAGAAUUUCUUGGUCUUUUCAUUUGUGUUUCAUGUGGUUUUUUAAUAAGUUUAGGAACAUCUGUAUGGGAAACUAAAUGGGGUAGUACAACAUCAUUUCCAACAGCUGAAAUGAAAGCACGUGGUGAUCUAACACGAUUAUCAAUUGGUAGUAUGAUUGCAUUACCUUCAGGAGCUGGUGUUGCACUAUCAGUUCUAGGAGGAAAUGCUGGUUCAUUAGUUGGUGUAGCUAUAUCAGCAUCAUUACUUCCGCCAGCUGUUAAUUCAGGUUUUCUAUUAGCUUAUUCAUUAUUAACAGUAGUUUUACCAAAUACAUUUGGUCGUUGUUCAAAUGAAACUUAUAUUUUUGAACGUAAAAUUUAUCCAUAUAAUAAAAUGUUAUGUCAAAUAUUUUUAUCAAAUGAAUAUCGUUCAUUAUAUUCAUGUAAUAUGUCAAUUGAAACAUUUAUUUUAGCUAUAUCAAGUUUUCUUCUUACACUUGUUAAUAUACUAUGUAUAGUUUUAUGUGGAUUAAUAGUCUUAAAAAUAAAAGAAGUUACACCAAGUAAUUCUAAAAAUGAAAAACAACAAUCUAAUACAGAUCGAUUUUUUCAUAAUGAUAUACGUCGAUUUCGUGAUUAUCAAAAAGCAAUUCAUAAUACACAAGAAUUUAUUGAUGAGAAUAAAACUGAAUUUUCAACAUCAUAUCAUACUGAUGAUAGUACAAAACGUGAAUUACAUAAACAAUUACUUGCACUUGCUUCAUUACAUGAUUUAGAUAUGACUAAUCAAAAUGAUUUAACUUUAAAUAAUAUUGAAGCACGAGAUAAAGUUAAACAACUUUUUAAAACAAUGAUAGACUUUGAUGAAGAUGCUAAAUGUCUUGAUAUUGGACUCAAAAAUAAACAACCUUUAUCGAUUUUGAUGAUGGAUGUCUUACCACCUAAAUGGACUGAAAUCUUUCAACAUCAACAAGUUCAUAACGAAAAUAUUCAAUCUCAUAGAUCACAUCAUUGUCAUAGACCAAUACAUUAUAACACUUAUCAAGCAUGUACAAUUCAUGAUCGCCAUCAUCAUCAUCAUCAUUCGAUACCAAAUAGUCAUUGUAAAUUUUGUGAACAUUUAUAUUCAUCAAAUCCUUCUAUUAUAAAUACAACGUCAUCUACAAAUAAAGAGUAUGAAACACACUUAGAUGGUACACGUUUUCGUCUUACGAAAGCUACAAUUCCAAUGAAUGAUGAACAACAUCCAGAAUUAAAUAGUCAGAUGAACCUAUAA
Molecule: messenger RNA, 2049 nt
Organism: Rotaria sp. Silwood1
Lineage: Eukaryota; Metazoa; Rotifera; Eurotatoria; Philodinida; Philodinidae
Source: the annotation of a GenBank genome assembly